Messenger RNA from Neoarius graeffei (lesser salmon catfish), 1286 nucleotides. Its product is annotated as ephexin-1. The coding region runs from base 53 to 1213 and encodes 386 amino acids. Gene Ontology annotation, biological process: activation of GTPase activity. The transcript has 10 exons. NCBI's taxonomy places the organism in Eukaryota, Metazoa, Chordata, Actinopteri, Siluriformes, Ariidae. The record is from RefSeq and is a predicted model, not a curated record. Gene Ontology annotation, molecular function: protein binding; guanyl-nucleotide exchange factor activity.
UUCAGCUAUUGGUCCCAGAGACCAAAAAUCACUCUUUUCCAGCAUCCACAAAAUGAGAGAGCUCAGCCAGAAGUUCCUGGAAUCAAUGGUUCAGAAUUUGGGCUCCAGUUUGUUUUGUGAAGUUCUCUGUAAUGUUGUCCAUCAUUACGCCAGUAGAUCGUUCAGUGUUUAUGUGGAUUACAUCCGCAACAUGCCAUCCCAGAAGCACACACUCAUCAACCUGAGGAAGGAGAGCCCUCGCUUUGUGGAGAUCUUAAACAAGCUUGAGGAGGAUCCAUGUUGCAAUCGGCUGCCUCUUGACUCGUUCCUCUCACUGCCUUUUCAGAGGAUCUCCCACCUCAAGGUCUUAAUGGAGACAGUCCUAAAGAGGACACCCUCAAAGUCAGAUGUUCAAGCCUCUGCAGAAGCAGCCCUAUCAGACAUUUCUGAGGUGCUGGAGGUAUGCAAUAGGGAACUGGGUAAGAUGAAACAGAUUGAGGAGCUUGUCAACAUUGCCAACAAAGCAGAAUUUGAGUGCAAGGCUUUGCCUCUGGUGUCAGCCUCUCGCUGGUUAAUCAGAGAUGGUGAAAUGACCCAGCUUGCUCUGAACGAGAACAUUCUUGGCCAGAAGAAAAACUGCCCUGUCCAUUUGAUCCUCUUCAAUGAUUUGCUCCUGGUGACCUCAAAGAAAGGGUCAGAUAAGUAUGCGGUGCAUGAUCAUGUCCACCGGUCCCUCAUUGAGGUCACAGAGGGUGCUGAAGUGGAGGAGGAUCUGGAAGGGUAUGAUGUGAGCAGAGUAUUUAAACUGGAUAUUUUGAAGAAUCACAGAGGAAUCCCAUUCCGACUUUUACUACAGGCUUCCACAGUAGAAGAGAGAGACAGCUGGAUAAAGGUGCUGAGGAGUGAAGAAGGAGUGUAUGAAGAGUGGGAUUGUCCUCAGGUGCGAUGUAUUCAGGCGUAUGAUGGACAACAACCUGGAGAGCUUAGUCUACAGCCGGAGGACAUAGUCAGCAUCAUCCAGAAAACAUCUGAUGGUUUAAUGGAGGGUCGGAGAGUUCCUAAUGGGGAGAGGGGCUGGUUCCCUGCCAAGUGUGUGAUUGAGAUCCCUAAUGAGCACGUGCAGAGACGCAACCUGUGUCAACGCCACCACGUCCUCCAGGCAGCUGCAAGCAUGCUAAAACGCCGUAACGUUGGUCAGGAUCAGCACACCACUAUCUGUUUCAACAAACCUUAAUUAGAAUAUGUAUUAUGUGCAUAUUUAUUAACCUUAUCGAGCCAAGGUCAAUGUAGCAACACUUAAAAACUAA